AUGACUGAUAAAGGUGAAAAUACAACGCGACGGCCUGUUCAGCACGUGGAACAGAAGCCGAUCGUUAUUAAAGAUGAAUGUGAAUGUUCGGUUUCGAUAGUUCUGAAUGUUGUCGAUGAGAGAGGGCAAGUCGACAGCGACGGUGCAAUGGAGAAGCUUAUGAAACAAGCGAAACGUCGCAAGUUGAAGGAGAGUAAAUACAUCCCGAAAGAGCCAGCGGGCACCCUCAUACCACGGUUGGCCGAAGCCGUGAAGGCGGAGAUCGCCGUCUGCAAGCAGAUGCAGGAAAGCGAAGAACGUAAGAGAGUA
Iphiclides podalirius (scarce swallowtail) is the source of this 309-nucleotide messenger RNA. Lineage: Eukaryota; Metazoa; Arthropoda; Insecta; Lepidoptera; Papilionidae. The record is from the annotation of a GenBank genome assembly.